Molecule: messenger RNA, 264 nt
Organism: Fulvia fulva
Lineage: Eukaryota; Fungi; Ascomycota; Dothideomycetes; Mycosphaerellales; Mycosphaerellaceae
Exons: 1
Coding region: 1-264 (87 amino acids)
Source: RefSeq, a predicted model, not a curated record
AUGGGCUCGAUGACAUCUCUCGGACUCACGGGCAACCCCUUUCACAGUGUUGUACAGCAGCCGAAAGAGCAUCUGUUCUACGAGUCCUUUCUGGAGUCAGUAUCGAAUGAUAUCGUCCAAUACCUAGCAAUGAAGCAAAACGACGGAAGCAAAGGAUCGACCGGAACACUGCCUUCAACCCCACCAAACACCAAACGUCGCUCUGGUGGCAGACCGGACGGUAUCGACCGCAAACGCAGCAAACGACACAGCACCCAGCCUUGA